ACAUUAAUCCAGUAAUUAAAAUAAUAAUUAACAAAAUUAAAUUGGAAUAUUUGGAUUUUAAUGAUAAUGAAAAAUUAUUACUUAGAAAAAAUUUAAAUAAUUUUUUAAUUGAAACACCAUUUGAAUUAAAUGAUAGUAUUGGUGCUCAUGAGCUAGCUAAU
Messenger RNA from Funneliformis geosporum, 161 nucleotides. The record is from the annotation of a GenBank genome assembly. NCBI's taxonomy places the organism in Eukaryota, Fungi, Glomeromycota, Glomeromycetes, Glomerales, Glomeraceae.